Messenger RNA from Chrysoperla carnea, 1027 nucleotides. RefSeq lists its product as uncharacterized. The record is from RefSeq and is a predicted model, not a curated record. NCBI's taxonomy places the organism in Eukaryota, Metazoa, Arthropoda, Insecta, Neuroptera, Chrysopidae. The transcript is spliced from 2 exons. Bases 54 to 242 code for a protein of 62 amino acids.
GUUUAUACCAGGAAUCAUAUCGCCUUUAAUCUACAGUUCUAUUUUAACAUCAAAUGUAUGAGAAACCAUAUAACGCAUGGUUUUGGAUUUUUACAAUACUUGCAUCUACCGAAAUAUUUUCGGGUGUAUGUUUUUUGAUAUUUGGUACUGGUGAAGUUCAAAAUUGGAAUGAAGGGAAAAAGAAAACUGAAAAUGUAACGAAGGUUGAAGAAACUGGAAAACUUAUGGAAAUAAAAGAGUAACUUGAUAGACCUGACCUACCAUUUGUGGACAUGGUUUUUUUACGGUAAACUCUUAGCAAAUUUAACAAAUUUUUGAAGGUACCAAAAAGUAGUACUUUUGCCGUAUUAUUUAAUGAUUUAAAUCAAAACCCUAUUGCUAAAAACGAUGAAGUGAUUGAUAUCUAUUUGUUUUAUAACAUUCAAAGACCGGAAACAGAAGUUGAGGUUGAGAAAUUUAAUAAAAAACCACUGCAAAUGAAAUAAGACUAACAAAAUCGAUGAAAUGACAAAGAACAAACGUAAAUCUUGUGUUUUAGCAUAAAAUUGUAUGUAACUUUUACAUAUUUUAUUUCUUUACUUUAUUGAGAACGAAGUUUUCACAGCCGCCAAGAGUGUGCCGUAAAAAACCUAAUCUAAUUUUUUUCAAGCAGGAGUACUAGCCUAUAUAAAGUAUUUGUUUAAAUAUCCGUAAUUGUGUGUUUUAUUUGGACGAUAUUUAGAAAUUUCGAAAAUUUUUCUAUUUGACCUUCUAUUAUCCGAUAGGUUUAGUUAGAAUCAAUAGGUUCACUGGCAUUUUGAAGCCGCCUACAUUGUUAUGUUUACGGGAAAACUUAUGUUUACAUAAAUAAAGGUUUCAAUCAAAGGUUGUUUAUUGUUACAUACGGGGAAUUUCCUCUAUUUAAUGGACCGGGCGCUGAUGGAGCGUGUAAAAUAUGCGAACUGCAUUUUGUCUAUUGAUAUAUUGACAUAUGAUAUAUCAGAAAAGCUUAUAGAUUAUUAUUCUGGAUGUUGCCAGAAACCCUAUU